UUUGCCCAACAUAUUAAUAACAUUGUUUUUGUAUAGAUGCCGUUUCUUUUAAUUAGCAACAACUGAUGUUGGAGCUUUAAAAUGGAUGAAAUAAACGAUUUCUUCAACUUUAGCAAACCUUUAAAGCGGGUGGGAACUUCUCACCAUGGUGCUUAUCGUGAUAAUUCCAGAACAAGCGCAAGUUUCAAAAAUAUAAAGGUAAAAGUUGAACGUGAAAAAGAAGUGCAAGAAUAUGAUAACACAUUAAAGAGACGCCAGGAGACACUAAUGAACAAACUAAAUAAUGAUACGGACGAUGAUGACAUGCCAAGCUGUUCGAAAAUGAAUAGCACUUUAAAUGAUAUAAGUGAUGACGAGGACGUCGAUAUGGAUGUCAAGCCUCAAAUAGAUGACAUUUAUGAUAAAUAUAACUUUCUACGUGAUCAUAACAAAAGACUUCCAAUUCACGAUAACAAAGAAGUUAUAAUUGCAAAGAUUCGUAAACAUCCCGUUGUUAUUCUUCAAGGCGAGACUGGCUGCGGUAAAACUACACAAGUUCCGCAAUAUAUACUGGAUGAUGCAUUUACUCGUAGGCAAUUUUGUUCAAUUGCUUGCACCCAGCCUAGAAGGAUUGCAGCAUUAUCCAUUGCUCGUCGAGUUUCAAGUGAACGAAAUUUGGAACUUGGCUCCUUAGUGGGCUAUCAGAUUGCAUUGCACCAAACCACUUCUGCGGAUACACGCAUACUGUUUUGUACUACGGGCGUAUUGUUGCAAAAAAUUAUUACAGCAAAAUCAUUAUGUGCAUUCACUCACAUUUUACUUGAUGAAGUUCAUGAACGUGACCAAGAAAUGGAUUUUUUACUCAUAGUCAUAAGGCAUCAUUUGGCAACAACAUCAAAACAUGUGAAGAUUGUUAUGAUGUCUGCUACUAUUGAUACGUCAAAAUUUGCUGAAUAUUUUAAAAUACGCAAUGUUGCUGCACCAAUAGUUCGUGUCGAUACUCGGCGUUUGUACAGCGUGAAAGAACACUAUUUGGAUGAUUUGGCUCGCAUAAACAUUAAUCAUGUUGAACCUGAAGAGGGUAAACCAAACAUAAGCCCAGAAUUGUAUACCGUAACAUUAAAGUUGGUUAUUGUUAUUGAUAACAUAGAAAAGGAAGAAGCUAUGUUUUCUCUUGAACCAUCUUCUGAUCAAAGUUCUAUUUUAAUAUUUUUACCGGGAUUGAAUGAAAUUGACUUGAUGCUUGUUAAAUUACAAAGAUUAAACAACGAAACUAAUGUAAAGCUGAUGCCUAUACGUUUACAUUCCUUAAUAUCAACUGAAGAACAAAAUAAGAUUUUUACCUCCGUUCCAGGAUUUCGAAAGGUUAUUUUGGCCACAAAUAUUGCAGAAAGUUCUAUUACUGUACCGGAUGUAAAAUAUGUUAUUGAUUUUUGUUUGACGAAGCACAUGGUAGUAGACACCUCUACAAAUUUUAGUUCACUGAAAAUGCAAUGGGCAUCCAAAGCGAACUGUAAACAAAGAGCUGGUCGCGCAGGCCGUUUAUCUUCUGGACGUGUAUACCGUAUGGUGUCAAAAUAUUUUUAUACUAAUUACCUAUAUGAGUACAGUGAACCUGAAAUGCUACGUUGUCCUCUGGAAACAGUUAUUCUAAAAGCUAAAUUAUUAGAAUUAGGACCACCAACAGAUGUUUUAAGUCUGGCAAUGGAUCCACCCAAUCUUUUAGAUGUGACAAACACAAUUUUAACCUUAAAAGAAAUAGGUGCUCUAUACACGCAUGUAAAUGGACAGUAUAAAGUACAAGAUGGUGAUUUGACAUUUAUUGGUCGAAUAAUGGCUGCUUUGCCUAUAGAUGUGCAUCUUUCACGUUUAGUUGUAUUAGGUUACAUGUUCAGCGUACUAGAGGAUACUAUUAUUAUGGCUGCUGCAUUAAGUGUUCGGUCCAUUUUUAAAUAUCCUAUUAGACAAAAAGAAAAAGAGGCUGAAUCUCAUAUACGCAAACUUCUUUGGGCAGAUGGUACUGGUUCUGAUUUGAUCGCUAUUUGUAGAGCUUAUAAGUGUUGGCUAGGAAAUCGUGAGCAACAUUCAGUAAUGGAAGAAAGUGAAUCUAUCUGGGCAAGACGCUUUUAUAUAGACUUGCGUUCACUGAAGGAAAUGUAUUUAUUAGUCCAAGAAAUAAAAGAACGUUUAGAAGCUGUAGGCAUAAAAGAGCAAAGCUCAUACCAACGUGUUUUUUGGUUUGAUCGAGAAAAAAAUAUUAUAUUAAAAGUUGUGAUUGCUGGUGCGUUUUAUCCAAAUUAUUUUAUACACUCUAAAGUAAAUGAUAUUGACCAUGAUCGUGGUAUAAACCACAUUUUGAAUGGAAAUGACGCACUCAGUACUGUAUAUUUCACAAAGUUCGAUUCAUUUCGUAUUGGACAACUAUAUAUUCGUUCGAUUAAAUCACUUUUUAAGGGUGUACUUAUUUCACCAAAAAAUAUUCAAAUACGUUUUCAACCUGGAUCUCAGCGAGUUUUUGCGACAUUUGUUGAUAACGACGAAGAUGAAAAAGACGGAAAUCGUCUCACAGUUCCCGGUAUUAUACGCCCGGAAAUUUUCAAAGCAUUAUUAUUACGCAGCAUGAAGUUACAGUGUACGAUCCCAGUACUUGAAUCUAAGUAUGAAGGCAAAUAUGCUGAAGAGCGAAAUCUCGGUGUAAUGAACUGUGGUCAAUGGGUGUCAAACAAAUCAAAUAUAUUAAAUCCUGAUUUAAUGGUUUUACCAACUCUUUUUGUAGAAAACGUAAGAGGUUAUAUAACACACGUUGAAAGCUGUACUAAAUUUUUUUUUCAACCAUUAUCUGAAAUGGAACGUUUACGUGAAAUUAGACUUAUAUUAAACGAUAGUGAUGAGAGUAAAACAAUUCGUCGUUAUGAAUAUCCGUCUAAUAUUUCAAUUGGUAUGCAUUUAUCUGCACCUUUUGAUGGUGAAAACCAACGUGCUAAAGUGCUAAGUGCUAUAUGUUCGACCCGACGACAUGUUCAAUUUAAAGUAUUGUUUAUUGAUUAUGGUGUUGAAAAAGUGGUGGAGUUUGAAACUUUACGUCCAUACCCACAUCGUUAUAUGUCAGUUCUAAAUAUACCCCCGCGAGUAUUCGAGUGCCGUUUAGCACAUAUUCAACCAAGUGAAUUACAUAAUAAUAACAACAGCUGGGCAGAUGGAGCUAAUGAUAUCCUAAAAGAAAUUUCCAAUUCCGGUAUAGUUAGCAUAAAGAUUUUUUCACUUGUAGAUAAACUGGCAAACGUCGAGAUACAUAGUGAUAAUGGUGGAUUACAUGAGAUUUUAGUCCACAAAGAAUUAGCACGAAAAUCAGAGGAAAGUUAUGCGUCAAAGAUGGAUCAUGAUACUCGCCGUCGUAAGCAAGCUGUUUCUAGAUGUUUAAGUGAGGACGAUAUCGCAAAGGAAAAUUUAGAUUAUCUAAAUUCAAUACAAUUAGAUCUUGAUGUAGAGGUUGAUCCUCCACCAGCAGAUAUAUGCACCAAAACAGUUACAUUAAAAGGUCCAUUUAGUCCACUGGAAGUGAAAGUUUUUAGUGCAACACGCGCUGGUGCUUGGAAAAAUGUAUUAAUUGAACGAGACUCAAUUAAUAAUAUAUUACUUGAUACCGACCCUUACGAUUUACAUGAACGUCUAGUAGUUGCUGCGUCUGUCAGUGAAAAUCAAAAUGGAGAUUCACUUACAGCACGAUGUACAACAAUAAUGCCAAAUAUACAUGGAUUUUCAGCCUUAAUGACUCUGCUUUUUUGUCCGCGUGUUCAAAUUAAGUGCAAUAAACAACGCACAAAAUUUGUAUCUAUAUUAGCUGGGUUAGGGUUCGACGAAGAAACUCAGGAACCAUUAUAUGAAGAACACGAUAUCGUAUUAAAUUUAGAUGUGGACUUAUUACCUGCUGAUAUAGAACUGAUAAAUCAAAUACGUUACUGUAUGGACUCGAUCAUUUACACAGAUCCUGAUGAUUCGAAAUUAAGUGUGCCAAUAAAACAACGAGAAGAUCUGUCAGCCAAAAUUAAAAGUCUUUUGAUAAGGCUUCUAAAUAAGAAUCGAGAUUAUAUAGAAACACAGAAAAAUUUUAGUGACAAUGAGUGGCAAAAAUUUGACGAUGCAGAUUUAUUAUCUGUUAAUGAUGUCUAUGGUCAUCGCACAAUUUUCCCAAUGCAUAGUAUACUGAAUUUAUGUACGGAGAAAUUUGAAUCAAUGCAUGCUUUGGGUCUUCAUUGUAAAGAAUUGUAUGAGCAAAGCAACUUCGGUGGUUACAUAAAUCCAAUCACAUGUCGACUAUGUAAUCAGUUAUUGGAGAAUAUAAAUCAAUUGCGUUUGCAUCUACUAUCCCAGUUACAUCUUGACCGCGAGAAGCAAAUUAACUUCAAAAUGCAUUAAACACAUAAUUAAAAUUUAUCUUAAUCAUUUUUUUUAAUCAUUCAAAGAAUUUAAAUAAGAAAAAUUUUUUUUAAGA
Molecule: messenger RNA, 4471 nt
Organism: Teleopsis dalmanni
Lineage: Eukaryota; Metazoa; Arthropoda; Insecta; Diptera; Diopsidae
Product: probable ATP-dependent RNA helicase spindle-E
Exons: 17
Coding region: 82-4395 (1437 amino acids)
Cellular component (GO): intracellular anatomical structure
Molecular function (GO): ATP binding; RNA binding
Source: RefSeq, a predicted model, not a curated record